GGAGGGGAACCCAGCCUCCUGCCCGCGGUCCUCCAGUCCUGCUCCUGCUCUGAAGGAUCCGUGGAGGAAGAGGAGGAGGAGGAGGAGCAGGAGGGGGGGAUUUGUCUUUCGCCUAAUCCCCCGUUCCUUUCCCCCCGCAUCGACGCGGUCUUCCCCCCGCAGACACUCGGCUUCCUCUCUCUGCAGCAACAGGUCACCGCCAGCGUCCGACCCUGCAGCGGAUCGUUACUCCGGUUCUCUCCUAACUUUUCCAUCGCGUGCAUUGAGGGGAUUUUUUUCUUUCUUUCUUUCUUCAUUACCCCCCCUGUGGGUUCAUGUGAUCUGCGGCGUGGCGGCUCGUCCUCCAGCCGGGGCGCACUGCGGAGCGGAGCGGGGGGAAGGACAGGACGGCAACAUGAACCCAAACUGCACAUCAGACAUUUCUGGCUGAUCGGGGAUUCCGGACAGACCCGCAAAAAGAGAGGAUCUCUCCCUCCCCCCCCCUACACCUCCCCGCAUGCAUAGAUGGUGCCAAACAAGUGGAGCAUGAAUUCAGUCCUGCACAAGUCUCCGCCGCGGAGCUGGCUGGGGCUCCGGUUACGACUCAAUGACAAGCCCGUCCAGGAGGACGACGGAGUGGCGUGCCAGCACCCCGACUGUCCCGACCGCAGGAGGGCCUCCAAGGUUUGCCACCACCCAGACUGCCAAGACUUGAAUAGCAAAAGCCCCCUUCACCUGUGUGAGUCAUGUGACUCACGCUGCCAUUCGGAGAACACAGACAACAUGCACUUUGACCGACACCCCCGAUUCGACUUGCAACCUCAAGCCUCCAUCCUGGCUCGGAACGUGUCCACGCGCUCCUGCCCCCCACGCACCAGCCCCCCCUCCGACCUGGAGGAAGAGGAUGAGGGGAGCAACGACCGCGGGGAGCGCAAAACGGUGGGGAUGAAGUUGGUGAAGAAGAAGCCGCGGAGACGACACACCGACGACCCCAGUAAAGAAUGCUUCAGCCUCAAGUUUGACCUCAACGUGGACAUCAACACAGAGAUCGUACCUGCUAUGAAAAAGAAAACACUGCGGGAAGUUUUGGGUCCGGUUUUUGAGAGGAACGGUAUCGAGUUGUCGCGGGUGGACUUGUUCCUGGACCAGUCCAACACUCCUCUGUCCCUUAACUUCGAGGCUUACCGCUUUGGAGGACACUACCUCAAAGUGAAAGCUCGACCGGGCGACGAGCUGAAGGUGGAGCAGGGUGUGAAGGACCUGCGGUCGCUCAGCCUGCCCAACAUGAAGCCCUCCGGAGUGCAGAGCCCCUACAUCCUCACGCCGGGCGGGGAGAAGGCGGAGCACGGCUCCCUGGGGCGGCGGGAGAGCAUCGACCUGCUGGGUCAGGCGCGGCGGAGGAAAAACAUGACGGAGUUCCUCGGGGAGACGAACAUCCCGACCCCGGACGCCCUGGGGCAGAUCGGCGGCUCCCUGUCCAGCAUCAGCAGCGCCGGAUCCGAGAGCUGGAAGAACCGCGCCGCCAUCCGCUUCAGCGGCUUCUUCAGCUCCAACGCCGGAGCCGGGCCCUUCGGCAAGGAGGUGGACCGUCUGGAGCAGCUCCAGAGCAAGCUCCACACCUACACGUCGUUCGGCCUGCCCAGGGUGCCGCGGCAGCUCUCCUUCCACCAGGACUCCUGGGAGGAGGAGGAGGAGGAGACCAACCUGACGAUGGAGGGCAGCUGGCAGACGCUGCUGGACGACUCAGAGACGCUGACCCGGCGGCAGGUGCACCAGCAGGAGGCGAUAUGGGAGCUGCUGCAAACCGAGGCCGCCUACAUCAAGAAACUGCGAGUCAUCACUGAUCUCUUCCUCUGCGGGCUCCUCAACCUGCAGGAGAGCGGCCUGCUGACCGAGGUGGAGCCCGCCAAGCUGUUCAGCAACGUGCAGGAGAUCGUCCGCCUCCACACGGUGCUGUGGAACCAGGUCAUGCUGCCCGUCCUGGACAAGGCCAGGCAGGCCCGGGCCCUGCUCGACCCCGCCGACCUGCAGGAGGGCUUCAGCACGUUUGGCUCCCGCUUCCAGCCGUACAUCCGUUACUGCAUGGAGGAGGAGGGCUGCAUGGAGUACAUGCGCACGCUUCUCAGGGACAACGAGCUCUUCAGGACCUACGUCACGUGGGCCGAGACGCACAAGCAGUGCAACCGCCUGAAGCUGGCCGACAUGCUGGCCAAGCCGCACCAGCGGCUGACCAAAUACCCCCUCCUGCUGAAGAGCGUGCUGAAGAAGACGGACAAGCCGUCGGCCCGCGACGCCGUCAGCAGCAUGGUGGUGGCGGUGGAGGGCUUCAUCAACAGCGUGGACUCCCAGAUGCGGCAGCGUCAGGAGCAGCAGAAGCUGACCACCAUCUCCGCCCGCAUUGACUCCUACGAGGCGGUGGAGGGCAGCAGCGAGGAAGUCGAGAAGAUCCUCAAGGAGUACAACCACUUCGACCUCAUGGCUCCCAUGAGGGGGAUUUCACCGGAGGAGACGCGGCAGCUGCACCUGGAGGGGGCUCUGAGGAUGAAAGAAGGGAAAGACAGCAGGAUGGAGGUGUAUUGUUUCCUGUUCACCGACCUGCUGCUCAUUACCAAACCGGUGAAGAGAGUGGAGAAAGUGAAAAUCAUCCGGCAGCCUCUGCUCAUUCACAACGUCAUCUGCAAGGAGCUGAAAGACCCCGGUUCAUUCAUUCUCAUCUACCUCAAUGAGUUCAAGAGCGCAGUGGCAGCCUACACUUUCCAAGCCAACAGCGCCACCCAGGGGCGAAGCUGGAUAGAUGCAAUCUGCAACGUCCAGAACCAGCUGCAGAGGCUUCGGAGCGAGGAGGUGGUCCGGCAGCAGAAGAGUCUGAAGAGAUGCACGGGGGGCGAGGAGGAGGAGGAGGAGGAAGACGAGAGCAGCAACUCCACCACCAGCUCGCCGCUGCUGAGGCACAAGGACCAACAGAAUUCCAGCCUGUCGGACGGUUCCACGGAGACGCUCUCAGUGAUGGACAUCGACGAGCCGGCGGACCACCAGGACCCUCCGGCCGCCAACAUGAACCUCACUGGAUCUUCCACGAAAGACUCUGAGGCGGCGCCGCCGUCGAACCCCCGCAGGGUCCACUCCGUCGUCUUCUCCGAGCACGAUCACGAGGAGGCGGCGCUGGACCCCCAGUGCCGCUCCCUCUCCAUGGACAGCGCCUACGGGACCCUCUCCCCCGAGUCCCUCCUCAGGGAGCUGCAGCCGCCGCCCGGCCAGAGCGAGGGCGAGGAGACGGAGGAGGAGGAGGGCGACAGGGAGGGUCCGGAGGCAGAUCACGAACAGGCGGACAUCGAGGAGGAGGAAGAGGAGGAGGAGGAGGAAGAGGAGGAGGAGGAUGCGUCGCUGGGGUCCCAGCUGUCGGUGGUCCCGUCCUCCUCCAAGCCUCGCCGCUGGCCCCACGUUCAGUCCCGGAGCCCCCGCCUGCAGCGGCAGUCCUCGCUGACCUUGUCCCGCUCCGAAGACAACCUGCUGCAGCGGGUCCACACCGACGCGCCCGCCUCCCACACGCACUCUCUCAGCUCCGAGGGCCAGGAGCACCCGCGGCGCGCCGACAGGGACGCGGCGGCGCUGGCGCACAGCAGGAGCCUGUCGGAGCUGGACCAGGACCCGGCGGACCCCUUCUCCGACGGCCCGGACCGGCCCGACGACCAGGGCCCCGUCGACCUGGUCGGCGACAAACUCAGCGCCACCCUGAGGAGGGCGGAGGCCCUGCACCGGCGGGAGUCGGCCGCCUGCGAGGGCGUCAGGUCUUCCAGCAACAGCUCCGACGGCGAGACGGCCGCCUGCCUGGACAAGGCCAGCCAGUCGGCGGAAGCGUCGCCCAAAAGGAGGAAGUCUCCAAACCAGCAGCACAAGAAGCUGACGCUCGCGCAGCUGCACAGGAUACGCACCACUCUCGUCCUCAACUCCACGCUGACGGCGUCGGAGGUAUAACCACUCUUCCAAACGGCGAACCGGUAUUACCCGGACAAUAAUGAACAACACUUGGACUACGUUUCUUACGACAUGAAUGCACUCUCUCUCUGACUGCCUUCUCCCUUCCGGAUUAAUUUUUUUUUUUUUUUCGUUUUUUUUCCGGGGGGACAUUGACUGUACCAUUUUUUUUGCAUUCUGAAAAAUAACAAAUCCCCCUUUUUUUUUUUUUGUUUUUGUUUAGUUUGUUUUAUUUCUAUUUGCUGUUCCAUUUUGAUUUCUGGAUUUCUUCAGUGGAAGGGAGAGGCAGCGAGACACUAACUGCUUGCACUUUGCAACAGAAGUAGCAUUAACAGAGGGGCUGGGACCUCGAGGUGGACUUGGGGGGGAUGGAGGACCUGCGUGCCCCCCCCCCCCCCUCCCUACAGGAGGAGCUGAGAGUGGACGUCCAGGCCUGAAAACCUCUAAAGGAGCCGAACCUCGCACCUCUCCCGAGUGGAAGAGCGGCAAACUUGAAAAGGCUCUCUCUCCACGUGACUCUGAGAGAAGCGCAGCACCGAGGCGGACCUCCCGACACUUGUACUACUCCUGGUUUGCUUCAAGAAAAAGAAAUUGCACAGUUAUCUUUGUUAAAGUAGAAGAAUCACUAAAGAGUGAAUUUACAUUUACAGUCACACAGUGAAUUUGUGUUCGUGUGUAUGCGUGCGUGCGUGCGUGCGUGUGUGUGUUUGUGUGCAUGUGUGUGCGAAUGCUUCCUGACUGAACCAAAUCUGGUCUCCGUCUUGAGCCGCCGUGCUAACGCCACCCAGAGACGGGGGACCCGUGUAGCCCAAAGACAAAGUGGUCCAACGCAUCCAAUCGCAGCCGGAUAGGAUUUCCCUCCUUAGUGUCCAUCUUUGGAUUGGUAUGUUCAAAUAAUACGAUGCUUCCUUUGAUAAAAGAAAAAAGAAAAAUGAAUCUGGGUGACUUGUAGGAUUGCUUGAGGCAUCGACGUAUGAAAAACCACACAGAAAACCUGAGAGUAAAAAGGGGGAAAUAAGGAUAUUUACCUGUUUUUUUGUUAGUUUUGGCAACUUUAACAAGAGGUUAAAAAGAGGUUUGGGGUGGAUUUUCUUUAACGAGUGAAUCUGCAGAGCUUUAGUUGAAGGGUUUCUGUCUGGGAAAAUUAAAAAAGAAAAUUAACAUUUCAGAUGAGUCAUUAUUAACCUUUACUCCAAGCAUCGCCCCCAAACCAAAUAGGUUAACUCUGUUUACUUUUAGUUUAUUUUCUGUUUAUGUGUAAUAUUUAUUAUGCCUGCUAUGUUUUAUAUAUAAGAUAUUGUUUAUAUUGUUUGCUUCCAUGAUUUGUACAUUUUUUUUUGAUGUAGUCUUAAUAAUUUCUUGUUGUUUUCUUUUUUUUCCCCCUUUGUGAAACAUUAAUGUGCUAUGAACCAAAAUCAUGUGUUCCCUCUUUCAGGAAUGACUUUAAAGUGUCUUACAUGAAUAAAAAAAAAAAAAAAAAGAAAAAAGCUAAAAUAAUUUACAAUCCUUUUUUUGUAUGGUUUAAU
This is a messenger RNA of Salarias fasciatus (jewelled blenny), 5480 nucleotides long. It is a transcript of the gene plekhg5b, whose product is annotated as pleckstrin homology domain containing, family G (with RhoGef domain) member 5b. The record is from RefSeq and is a predicted model, not a curated record. Gene Ontology annotation, molecular function: guanyl-nucleotide exchange factor activity. The transcript has 21 exons. Bases 505 to 3954 code for a protein of 1149 amino acids. Lineage: Eukaryota; Metazoa; Chordata; Actinopteri; Blenniiformes; Blenniidae. Gene Ontology annotation, cellular component: endocytic vesicle; plasma membrane; axon. Gene Ontology annotation, biological process: Rho protein signal transduction; endothelial cell migration.